AUGAGUGAAAAGAAGGAUUUAUUGGCAUUUUCAUCAAAUUCUUUUGAUGAUCCUCCACCUUAUGAAUCUAUUACUGUUUUGUCCGCUCCUUUACACCAGCAAUUACAUGGAAAACGAAUAAUUUUAGCCUCUACAUCUCCUAGAAGAAAGCGGUUAUUGCAGCAAAUGGGUUUUACAACAUUUGAAAUACAGGCGCCAAAUAUAUCAGAGACAAUUGAUCCAUCAUUAGAUUUAAUGCCAUGGGAAUAUUGUGUUGAAAUGGCAAGUUCAAAGGCAUUGUGUGUUUAUAAGUUGUUGGUGGAUACGUCACCACCUCCAGCACUUAUAUUAGCAGCUGAUACAGUGGUAUUGUCUGGUAAUACUAUGCUAAAAAAGCCUCGAUCUCAAAGUGAGCAAUUAGCGAUUUUGAAAAGACUUCGUGAUAGUAAAUAUCCACAUAAAGUAUUUACAGGUAUUGCUGUUAUUGUUCCAUUGAAAGUUCCGAUUCAACCUGGAUACAAUUUAAGAACACAUGUUGAAGAAUCAGAAGUAACAUUUGAUACAACUAUAUCCGAUGAUUUUUUAGAAGCGUAUGUAUCAUGCGGGGAAGGUGCUGAUAAAGCAGGUGGUUAUGGUAUUCAAGGAUAUGGCGCUUUAUUAGUUGAAUCAAUAAAAGGUGAUUAUACAAAUAUUAUUGUAAAUUUUUAAAAAUUUAUACUUUUCUUAUCUUUAAGCAGUAUUAGGGUCUUCCACUUCGUUCUACUUAUAAAUUAAUGGAAAAAACAUUGAAUGAAGAUGCAUAUGAUGAUCUUUUGAUUCAUGAUCUUUAAUCCAGAGAUUAGAAGGGUCAUUAGCAAAAAUAUAAUACAACU
Messenger RNA from Pneumocystis murina B123, 851 nucleotides. Its product is annotated as septum formation protein Maf. Gene Ontology annotation, molecular function: nucleoside triphosphate diphosphatase activity. The record is from RefSeq and is a predicted model, not a curated record. Lineage: Eukaryota; Fungi; Ascomycota; Pneumocystomycetes; Pneumocystales; Pneumocystaceae. The transcript has 4 exons. Bases 1 to 687 code for a protein of 228 amino acids.